CUUGUUCCUUCCUUGAAGCAAAGCAAAAAUUCUUUCCUCCAUUGCUAUAAAAUGGCCUAAAAUGGACUCAUAAUCUCAUUCUUUCUUUCAUCUAAUACUCUUCCAAGAUGGCUAAUAAGGCACAUCGUGAUGCAGACCAGAAGGAAGCGGAAUGGGAUCAAGAUCGCAGCAAAAUCACCUUCAAAUCAACAGCAUUGAGCGUUGUGUGGGGCAAUGACAAUCGCUAUUGGCGCUUAGUAAAGAAAAAUGAGGAGCCAACAGUCUUGGAGCUGGUGCAAGUUUGCUGGCUAGAAGUGACUGGUUCAACAACAGUAGAAGCUGGAAAGAAGUACCAAGUUAGCUUCACAGUGUCGUUGAAGCCGGACGCGUUCGGUUGGAAUGGAUGUCCAGUGUUUAUGAUGGCCAAAGUAGGAAGGAAAGGAAAGUAUAGCUGGAAAAAGAUUAAAGCACUGGAGAAAGCUGAUUUUGGAUCAAAUUCAAUCCAAAUCCCGGACCACGACGGCAAUAAGCUUGUCAUAGAAGUGGAACCAACGGCAGAAGAUCGCCAACUUUAUUUUGGUCUGUAUGAAGUGUGGAGUGGGAAAUGGAAGGGAGGACUGGAGAUUCAUAAUGCAAUCGUGAGAAUAGUGUCUUAAGAUAAAGAUAAAAGGGGUUUCGGGUUUCGACCAUAUAUAUGUGUGUUUUUGUGUUGUCUGUUAAACACCAAAAUAAUUUCAAUUUGUAGCAUCAUAUUUCAUACACGAGUUCAUUUUGAACUUGCAGCAUGAUCAAAGAGAAAACCAGCCAAAAUUGUACCCAUUCUGAGAUUUUCUUAAUGGUGAUUAAGGAAACAUAUAUACAUACAUAUAUAUAUAUGUAAUGUAUACUAUGGUGUGCUUAAAUUACUAUGGAAUAAAACAAUAUUUGUAUCUUCUUCUUUUC
Messenger RNA from Tripterygium wilfordii, 921 nucleotides. Its product is annotated as protein PHLOEM PROTEIN 2-LIKE A9. Lineage: Eukaryota; Viridiplantae; Streptophyta; Magnoliopsida; Celastrales; Celastraceae. The transcript is spliced from 3 exons. Bases 108 to 635 code for a protein of 175 amino acids. The record is from RefSeq and is a predicted model, not a curated record.